AUGCCUUCCGCACAGCUUGCAACACCUCCUGCCACCCCCUCUGGUCUGGAACCCUCUCUACCUCUUGCUUCACCAUGUCUGUCAUACUGGCAUAAAACCACUCGCGGCUUCGCUCAUCUCAAUGCCAACAAAGAUAUCCCCACACCAGAAACAGCCGACUACGUGAUUAUCGGCUCAGGCAUUUCUGGUGCCUUGACAGCCUUCUCGCUCAUCGACUCCGGCAUCCCUGGCAACAAAAUCCUCAUCCUCGAAGCUCGAGAAGCAGUAUCAGGCGCUAGCGGUAGAAAUGCCGGACACGUUCGCCCCGAUGCGUUCAGAGGUUAUGCUGCAUACGCAGCUGUCCAUGGUCCCGAGCAAGCAAAGAAAAUCAUCGUAGAGGAAAGAAAAGUGUUGCAUGCUGUGGACGAGUUUGUGCGUCGACACAAUGUUCCUUGCGACUUUGAUCUUACCACUACGUUUGAUGUGUGCUUGACGCCUGAGUUUGCUGCGUACGAAGCAAAGAGCUUUGAGGCGUAUAAGGCGGCUGGAGGAGAUGUGUCGCAUGUACGAUUCUAUGAGGGCGAUGAGGCGAAAAACAGAACAAGAGUUCCGGAGGCUAUUGCUGCGUAUGAGUGGCCUGCUGGAUCUAGUCAUCCUGCCAAAUUGGCACAGUGGCUGUUGAGCAGUGUCAUCAACAAGGGCGCACAGCUGUGGACGCACUGUCCUGCGAUUGCAGUGACCGAGUCGAAGCGUCCAGGAUAUCGAUGGGACGUACGUACACCGCGAGGCACCAUCGCGGCGCAAACGAUUGUGCACAGCACCAAUGCGUAUGCCGCAGCAUUACUUCCUCACCUCAACGGCUACAUCACGCCGAACAGAGCACAAGCACAUUCGCUCAUACCCACCUCUGCCUUCAGUGCUGAGAAGGCUUUCACCAGCACCAUGUCGCUCAGAUACAGCCUUCAUCACUUCUACUCGGUCAUCCAGAGGAAAGGCGAUGGAACCGUUGUCCUCGGCGUCUCUAGAUCAAAUCCAGAGCUCAGCGAAGAGACACUGGCAGUACGAGAGAGUUUUGACGAUGGUGCUUUCAAUCAAGAGAUAGUCGAUGAUGCACUGAAGCGCUUCGGAAUCAUGUUUCCAGAACAUGUUACGAAGCGCGAGCGUCAUGGCGAAGGGCUGGAUCAUGCGUGGACAGGAAUCAUCGCUAUGACNCCUGAUUCAGUACCGUAUGUCGGCGCUAUUGAAGAGUUGCCUGGGCAAUACAUCUGUGCUGGAUUCAAUGGACAUGGGAUGGCGAGAAUCUUCACUUGUGCACCGGGCGUAGCCAAGUUGAUCCUCGGUGGUUCGUGGGAGGAAAUAGGACUGCCAGAGUGUUUCCAAUAUGGCAAGGAGAGACUCGUGAAGGCUGUGCGUAAGGGACAGAAAGGAAGUGUUUGGUAG
This is a messenger RNA of Aureobasidium vineae, 1419 nucleotides long. NCBI's taxonomy places the organism in Eukaryota, Fungi, Ascomycota, Dothideomycetes, Dothideales, Saccotheciaceae. The record is from the annotation of a GenBank genome assembly.